This is a messenger RNA of Danaus plexippus (monarch butterfly), 2033 nucleotides long. RefSeq lists its product as uncharacterized. Lineage: Eukaryota; Metazoa; Arthropoda; Insecta; Lepidoptera; Nymphalidae. Bases 293 to 1855 code for a protein of 520 amino acids. The record is from RefSeq and is a predicted model, not a curated record. The transcript has 11 exons.
GUUACACAAAGUAUAUCAUUGGAGAUUGGCAGAAUAUACUGUGCACGUCUUUCUAGGGAAUUUAGGCCUUUAAAGCCAUAUUUAAAAAAAAACAAAACAACUAUAUUGAUAUAUGAAUGAUAAGUUGAUGAUAUGUGCUUGCAUAUAAAGUGUAUAAAUUAAACGAGGUUAAUAGUAUAAACAUUACGAACAGUGUGUGAUGACGUGAUACUUUAUCGAAUAAAAUACACUGUACAUAACUUGAACAUAGCAUUAAGUAUUGUUUAUUUACAAUUCUGCCUAAUAUAAUAAGAUGGAUAUUUUACGCCAUUUUGAAAAUUUUCCUUGGUGUAGGCCGGACUGGAGUUAUCCCAGUAUGAGUAAAGAAACGAAUGAAUUACUAAGACAGUGUGUUGACUUGCCACAAGUUGAAUUAAGUGAUGACAUUGAAGAGAUUAUCAAAAAGAGUAAAGCUUUCCCCAUUCCAUUUCCCAUAAACACAGUGAGGUUAGUUGAGCUAAAAAAGCGCAAAUCACUAGAUAAGUUAAAAAGGAACAUUGUUUCAACAUACCCCUUAAUACAUGAGAGAGUACUGCUACUGAUGACUCAUUUCCUCAUUUAUAAAAGGCAGUUUGGGUCUAAUAUUGAAAAAGCUCUUUACAAAGAUAUGACUGUGCCAGAUUUCAUUGAAAGGAUAUUAAACAAUAGAGCAAUAUCAUUCUUAGGAUCGCGCGACAGAUACCAACUUAUCACCGGAGCAACCGGUUCAGGGGGAUGGGAGUCUGUAGGUACAUUACAACAAAAGCCUCCCCUACUACUGGAGAAUUGUUUGAGUUAUGAUGAGAUGAAGCUGUCUGCUAUGUUGUAUGUGAGCGGGUUCACUUACUGUAUCAAUGAUGGUAAGAGAAAGAACUCGGGAGUCGUGGACGAGGACGGAGUGGAAGAGGAGGCGGUUAUCAUUGGGCUCAUUGGACCUCGUUUCCAACGUCGCUGUCGGAUGGACAACGAGGACAUUCUGAUAACGGAAGAGCAGAAUUGUAUUGAGAACGGUUAUGGCGAGGAAGUCACCCCAACAGCCAGCAACUCAGCGAAGUAUAUGUGGCGGAAGAUGUGGUCAGAGUUUUAUCAAGCUAACCGUUAUACAUACGGCGAACUAUUAUCGCGAGUAAAAAUACAAAAUAAAAGUAAAAAGUACAUGGAGAGAUAUGUAAAGAAACCGAAAAGCGAAGACAUAUUUGACAAUGAGGUGUAUUACAAACGGAUAUGCAUUUUAGCCGAAACCACUCUUAUGGAGGCCGAGUAUAGAGCGAGUGAAUGUGGAAAGAACGCAUUCAUUAAUAUUAUUGGAUGCGGUUUGGGUGUGUGGAAGACAUCCCCACAUCAACCGGAUGUGUAUAUACUUACAUUCUUAGAGAGGAUCCGGGCUUUCCUUAAGAAGGAUCUAUUAAACCACGUCACAGACGUUAACUUCGGUUACAUAAAAGCCAGUCCAAGUAUAAAAGCACUCUUCACAAAUUCUAAGAAGAAUAAUUCGUCAGGCGAAAAGUUUAUAUCCUUUGAGAGUGAACGGCAUCCGAGUGGUGGUAUAAAAAUACAAUUGGAGAACAGAGAGCCUUCCUCCAAGUUGUCAGGCGAACACGCGGGCAAGUUACUAGUGAUGACUUACCCCUGGGACGGAAACGCGCAUCCAGGAAACGAAUUCUGGUUGAAGAAGCUGGGAUCAUCGGGUGACCCAGCGGCCGCGUGUUCAACACAAGUAUCUGAACUACACAACGCUUACAUUAACCCGGCGGUCGCCGGUCACAACCUGAGGGUGGCCGGUCGCAGGGGAAUCAAACCACUCGCGGAAUACUGUCUCGCUCUAACAUCCGAAUAACUCGUGUGUGACAAUUUUUAUAUUACGUGACAUAAUAUAGUUGUAUAAUUAUUUUCAUCUGAAUUAUAGAUUUAUUGCACAAUAAAAUACGCCACAAAUAAAUAAAUUUACAUAAAAUAUAAUUACGAUGUGAAAUAUUUUACGUAACUAUGGGAUUAUAUAUGUGUAUUAUAUUAAA